GAACAGCGCCAGGCGCGCGCCCAUCAAAUCCUCUGUUUCCACGGCAACAGAGGAGGAGUUUGCACUUCGACCCGUGACCACAUCGGCGGAAAUGAGGAACUAGGAAGUCGACUGCAGGGCUGAUGUGGAAAACCACACAUUUGUUUAAGAUGAAUUAGUAUCGCGUACAGCAGCUCGUUCGUUUUCAUUCACCACAGAUAUCGAAUGGUAUAAGCGGUCAUCCCACAUGCAGUGACAACGCUAGCUUGUUCGAGAAAGAUGCUUCAGAGGUGACCUAAAUUGGAGCGGUUGAAUGUGUGGGGUAUUUACAGAGUGUAAAGACAUCAUUACCUGUUCUGUUAUUCGAUGCGACUUUUGCAAUGACAGAUAUGUUUUUCCCGUGCUGUUAAACAUAACCUGGUCUACUUUUGGUCACUCAUUUCCUCUGAUAAGAAGCUGAACAAAAUGCCACAACCAAAUUGAAGUAAUACACUUAUCUCAUGCACCAAAAUCCAUAAUUUUACACCUGAAGUCAUCAUGUCAUUGGGCGAACAGUCACAGAAGUGGUUUCCAACUCACGUCCAAGCCACUGUUCUUCAAGCCACAGACCUGCAACCAAAGGGCAAGAAUGGCACCAACGAUGCCUACACCAUCAUCCAGCUGGGCAAAGAGAAGUACUCCACAUCAGUGGCGGAGAAGACCCUCAGCGCGGUGUGGAGGGAAGAGGCUUCAUUUGAACUGCCAGGGCUGCUGAUGGAGAGCAACCCAGAGGUGUAUGAGCUCUGCCUCACAGUCAUGCACCGGUCUCUGGUUGGAUUGGAUAAGUUUCUGGGCCAAACAAUCAUCAACUUAAAUGAGAUAUUUGACAACAAGGAACGGAGGAAAACUGACUGGUACACGCUAGACUCACGGCCAGGUAAGAAGAGGAAAGACCGAGGCAAGAUUCAAGUUAGCAUCCAGUUCAUGCGGAACAACAUGACCGCCAGCAUGUUCGAUUUGUCUAUGCGAGACAAACCCAGAUCGCCGUUUUCCAAGCUCAAGGAAAAGAUGAAGGGUCGCAAGCAUGACGGCGCCUUUUCAGACACGUCUUCCGCCAUCCUUCCACGCUCAGGACUGAGCGAGACUGAUUCUCUGCCAGACCCGCACCCUCACCCACAGGCUGCACCCUCACCCAAGCCAAAACGCUCGCUGCUCACUGGGGCGCAGAAACUUUCUACUGCUCACUCCAUGUCUGAUCUGAUAGGAACUCACUUCAGGCCCAAACUCGACUCCAUGAACUCUAUUGAGGAGAAAGGGGUUGCUGCAUCUCACAGACACUCACAGAGCGAUGGAUAUGGUUGCCCAACCAGCGACGUUCCAUGUGACCCCUUUUCCGACAUCGGAGACAACAUGCCCCAGAAAUUCGCCACUCUCCCACGCAACCACAAUCCCUUCGAGGAAAAUCAGGGGACGCUGUUGGGGGCUGAGAAGAGAGAGAAGAAGGAGAAGGUCGGUCUUCUGGGCAGAGUGACUGGGAAGAAGGAAGGUAAGAAAACGGCUGCUGGAACGCGAACAGGAAGCUCUGGAGACCUGCGAUCUCCAAACCCCUUUACCAGUGAAACCUCAAGUGAAACCAACCCUUUCCUCUCACACUACAGAUCCAGUGACAACAUGAGAAACCCCACCAGUACUGAGGACCUUACUCAGAGAUUCCAAACCUCUCCUGAAAAGAAGCACGGCAUGAAAAGUGCAAGAGAGCAUGAGCCUGAACAUCUGCAGGUGAAUAUGGCGGCCUACAGCAAUCUCUCCUUUGAAGAAGUUGUGCAAGAGCUCAUCAAGCAGAAAGAGGUGGUGAGAAAGAAAGAUGCUCAUAUUCGGGAGCUGGAGGACUACAUUGAUAACCUGCUGGUCAGGGUAAUGGAAGAGACACCCAGCAUCCUGAGAACACCCUAUGAGGCCAAGAGAAAAGCUGGGAAGAUCUCAAAAAAGUAAAGGAUCUCCAAAGCGUAUUAUAACAGUUUUCUGGCUAAAUAUGAAUUGCUUGUAAAAUGACACUGGAAUGUUAAUACACUGACAGGCCAAGUGUAUUUGUUCACACACGGACCGUUUUCUUGCCAUGAAGUUACUCUAGGUUUGCAAAAACAACCGGAAAUAUUGUGAAGAAAUAUGGGCACUAAAUGUGGCGAUGCCAAACCCCCUUUUAGAUUUUUCAUUACUUUUGUUUCGAUUUUAUUUUUUUUAAGAAUCUUUUGAGCUGUUGAAUUAUACUUUGAGUAAAAUGUUUUUGAAAAUCUUCACAAGCAGCCAUUCAUAGUUUAGAGCAUUGUUCGUGCGCGAGGAGACCAAUGUUAUGUUAAUACCGACAAUAACUGUGUUUGAGUUUAUUUCUAUUUUGGAUUCAGUCAGUAUAACAGAAUUGAGCACGUAAUACUCUCACUGUGUUUUGUGAUGAUCUCUAAGGUGGACUGUGCAUAUGAGGCCUUUAAUUUGCUGUGACUGAAUUCACACUUCAAAAACUGUACCAGAUCAAUUGACAUACGUUUGUCCACAAAUAUGUGCUGAAGUGAGGAAACACUUGGAUGGCACCAUGGGACAAAGAGGUGGUUGUUUACUGCAUGUGUAGUGUUUGACAGGGUAACUCUCCUAUCACUUUUGAGUGAUCAGACUGGCAUGUGUUUGGUGCCAUAUUGAUACUUUACAAGACAUUGGUACCAAAACUUUUUCAAAAGCAUACGUCUAUAAAAUAAUACACUCAGAAUUACACUACUGAUAUUUAUUUUGAGCUUGAUUGCAAUGGGCAAAUGUGUAUGUGAAUAACACUGUUCACUUUUUAAGUCUAAAAAACAAACAGAAGUGUAGAAAUGAGCAUCCGGACUCCGAAGACUUCAUUCUGAAUGUCCUUCAGUUGAACUGGACUGUACUGAUGCUGAAUAUCUUUAGUGUACCGCAGGACUGUCAAAAUGUGUGGGCUGCCUACAGUUGACUACACCAAAGUGUUGAUUAGACAUAAGCCAGCACAUAAGUAUUAUAUAGCCCCUUUUUUAAUUUCUAGUUUUACCAGAGCAAGUCUAGCCCAUGCGUUUUUAAAACCACAGCAAAUAACUGAUCCAUUUGGCACAUCUGGAUGCCUCAUUAUGGAAACAUUUCAGUCGGUUUGAUUCAUUACAAUGUAUAGCGUGAUUCGUAAUGAGCGAUGUAGACAAAAACUAGCUGAAGAACAAUUGUUUACAGAUUGCUUUAUAGAUUCACGGCAGUACUCUUUGACAUUGUACUGCUUUCCCGAUACCUUUCUUGUAGGCCAAUUCUUAUAGUGAUCACUGUGAUUUUUUUUUCUAAUCUUGUGUCAUAUCUAGUACAUAUCUGGUGAAAAAAUGAUAUUGGCUAUCAUCCUUGGUCACUCGGCAUAUAUUUUGCACCUUGGGCUGUUACACUGGAGCAUCUGUGUAGUGAAAUCCUGUGCGGCAGUGGUACAUGUGUGCCCCGCAUACUUAAAAAUUUACAUUUAAGACAACUAGAAUGACUGUAGUGUUUAAAAUAACACUUUUUAACAUGUUAGCCCUUUAUGUGAAGAACAAAACAAUUCUUUAGGCCAUAAAACCCCUUUGUGAUAUUUUUGUCACAACAGUAUAUAUGUUCUCUGUGUAUAUAGCUCUGCGGCAAGCUUCCCAGAAGAAGUUGUUCUAAACAACAUAGUAAAACACUGUGCUGGAAGGGAAGUCUCGUCUUUUAUAAUAUUCAGUCACGAUGAGCAAGUGAUGUAUUCUAGCAGUCAAUUAUUAUUGUUUUGCUCAUUUAAAGUUUUAUUUACUUGCAUUGCAUGUAUUCGGAGAGGUUUACAUAUGUGUAAUUGGCUAUUCACUUUAAAAUCAUUCAGUGCCACAUGCAGUGUUACGCAGUGCUGACAUUAGAUAAACGCUCUAGUUUAAUGUCAGUUUUCUAAAAAUGAGACCAUUACAUUUUGUGUUUGAAGACAGAAGCUAGUUUUUCCAGAUCUGUUUACGUGCAAAAUUGUUUAUCCUUUGUAAUAUGGAUAAACAUGUUAACGCUUAUAUUUACAAAUCAUUUACAAAUGUUGUAUGCCAAGCUCAUGUUAUUUAAACCAGGAGCAUGUUAUUUAUUUGAUUAAAAACUCUUUUUUUUCUGCAUUAUAUUUGUCACUGGCCAAAAAUAUUUCAUUGAAUGAAUUCAUCUGAGAAAAAUGAUACAAUGAAGAGUAAAGUUAGCUAUAGUCCCUGUUUUUCAUAUCAGGACUUUGUGUCUUUAUUUUUUUUUCUUCAAGAGCUUUCGAUCAAAUAAGGUUCAGAAUUGCUUAAGAUUUGCUGUCGAUCUUAUUGUGGGAUGGAUAAGAAGUGUUGACUUGCAUUGAUCAGAUUCAGCUGAGCACUUUGCUUCUCCUCUCUGUUUUGUCUUAUUAAACUAUGCAUCUCUCUCAAGAGCAAUUCUGUGUGGCACGCUGAAUGUAUUUUGUAAUCACAAACACAGUGUUGAUUAUCCUGUGUACAUAUUACCUAGCACUUCUUUUAUCACUUUUUACAGCUAAAAUGAUGCUGAUACAUUGUUUGCUUUCACUAAUAUUAACAGUAUAAUGAUUGUCAUGGUUUUAAGUUGAUUAUUAAGAAGACAUAUCACCAUUUUGAAUGUGAUGGUUCUUUAUAUCCAUUGGUUUAUUAAUGGUCCCUGUGUUUAGACUACCUAUUGUGGUUGCAUUUUCUUUCCUUUUGCUACUUGCUUGGCUGUUGCAAGUAACAGCUUGUUUUUUUUUUACAAUUUAUUGUUGUUUAUAGAGAUUUUUAUCGCUAUUUAAUUCUAAAUAUGUUACAGUGAUCAUAUUUGUUUGUAUGCUGCUAUUUUCCUGCUGUUUCACCAGCAGAUGGUUUAGAUUAAUUCACAUAGCUUCAUUUAUGACUUGGAAAAAUCAGAAUUAUAAAAAUAAGUGUUUUUCCUCCAAUAGUAGCAGGGCAAAGUAAAAGAAAACAUAUGGAAGCCACAGGAUCAACACCAUGUUAAAUUUGAAAAUAAUAAUUAUAUUAUAUAUAUAUAUAAUUUUUUUUUUCAUUUGGUGUCUUCUAUACAUUAAUCUCUGGUGCUGCAAAAUCAUGUCAUGAAUACGUUUGUACAAUUUUUUUUCAGUAUUCUGUAUCAUAUGGGUUUCCUUUUAUGUAAACCGUUUUAUACUCAGACACUCCUUCCAUUAAAAUACUCCCCUAUUUCCUCCAAAAACUUGAAUUUCCAAUAGUGUAUAAAUAACACUACUUAGAAUGUAGAAUUUUACCCUAAGAAUUCAAUCACGGUAUUAAAAAAAAAAAAACAUGAUGAGGACUUUUCCCAACGUGACACUUUCCCAUAGGGUGGUUAAAUAUUUUGUGUAGAUGGAAUUAUCGAUGAUUCAUCCUUGAGUAAUACGUUUGUCUUUGCAUUCUUGGCAUGCGGCAUGAAUGAGUGUAGAAGAGAGAUCUGAGUGUAUUAGUCUAUGUGCUACCAUAUAAAAGGGUGAGAAUGACGGUACAGCCCAUUUCAAUAAAUCUCCUGUUCUUCA
Messenger RNA from Carassius auratus (goldfish), 5494 nucleotides. Its product is annotated as rab11 family-interacting protein 2-like. The record is from RefSeq and is a predicted model, not a curated record. NCBI's taxonomy places the organism in Eukaryota, Metazoa, Chordata, Actinopteri, Cypriniformes, Cyprinidae. Gene Ontology annotation, biological process: regulated exocytosis. Gene Ontology annotation, cellular component: endosome; phagocytic cup. Gene Ontology annotation, molecular function: small GTPase binding. The transcript is spliced from 6 exons. The coding region runs from base 517 to 1950 and encodes 477 amino acids.